GAUUUUUGUAAUUAACAUUUAACCAUAGGUUUUUUAUAAGCACAUGCAAUCCGUGUGGUUGUAGACUGUAAUCCGUUAAACUGUUCGAGUUCCGUCAGGGUUCAUUUAUCUGUUUCGACCUCUCUCUGCGGCUGUGGUUGGAUCGUAUUCGUAUCACGAUUAGGGUUUUUUUGAGUUCAAAUUCGAUCAUGGAAGAGAUAACUGAUGGUGUAAACAACAUAAACAUGUCCUCCGAUUCUUACAAGAAAAACCGAAUUCAAGUUUCCAACACCAAGAAGCCUCUAUUCUUCUACGUCAAUCUUGCCAAGAGGUAUAUGCAGCAGCAUAACGAGGUGGAACUUUCAGCGCUUGGAAUGGCAAUUGCAACCGUUGUAACAGUGGCAGAAAUCCUGAAGAACAAUGGAUUCGCUGUAGAAAAGAAAAUAAUGACAUCUACUGUAGAGAUGAAGGGGGAAUCCAGGGGAAGACCUGUCCAAAAGGCCAAGAUUGAAAUAGUAUUGGGGAAGACAGAAAACUUUGAUGAGUUAAUGGCUGCUGCACAAGAGGAGAGGGAAUUGGGAUAUGCAGAAGAGCAGAACUGAAAGAGAGAAUAAUAGAAUGUGUGUGUGAUUGCUGUAUGGAGUUGUGAUAUUUGCUUUCAACUUUUUGUGGUAUUAAGAUUGUUUUUUCGGUUUGAUCUUCUAACUAAAUUUGCAUUAUUGUUUUUGUCAUCUUACCCUUAUGUAUCUAUGCUGUCUGACUUUCUACACAAAACUCUUAUAUUCUGAAAAGGUCAAACAAAUAGUUGACAUGAAGAGUUUAA
This is a messenger RNA of Lactuca saligna, 802 nucleotides long. NCBI's taxonomy places the organism in Eukaryota, Viridiplantae, Streptophyta, Magnoliopsida, Asterales, Asteraceae. The record is from the annotation of a GenBank genome assembly.